GUUAAAUUCGCAUACUUUCCAGAUGUCCGGUUCAACCGAUCUAACCGAAACCAAGCAAGAACGAAAUGGGCUUUAAAGCCCAGUGAACCAAUCAAUGAAUGUAGAGGAACGAGAGUUUUUCUGAACUCUGUUAAAUUUCGUUUGCGUCUUCUUUCCAUUCUCUGAAUUCCUUCCAUAUCUCUCUCUGUGUGUCUUCUACAAAGACCAGAUCUCUCAUCUGUGUUUUGUUGGUUUAUCUCGACCAAAGCCCACACGUCACGUUACGUUAGGUUACAAAACAAGUUUUUUCCCUUAUAAAAAAAACAUUGAUAAAAUCGAAAAAUCAAUUCCUAUUUUGUUUCCAAAGCAAAUCUAUAUAUCUAUUACCCAUCUCGAAUUCGACCGAACCCAUGUUCUAAUCUCCUUCGCAACAUUGGAAAUCUAUUUUAAAAAUCCGUUGAGAUAUAGUUAUAUAAGUAGUUUGGUGACUCAAUUAGGUUUACACACAAAGACAUGGGAUCGGCUGGUGUAGCGAGUUCUUCUUCUGAUGUUGCGAUCUCAGCUUUGCGUGAGAAGCAUGAGAAGGAAGUAGAGAAUCUAACAUUAACGACACAACCUUUGAAUACAUUGAAGUUGUUUGUUGAGGCUACUAUUCAGUACAUCAAGCGAUCCAUAUCGUAUCUAUUGGCUCAUGGAGGUUGGUUUAUACUGAUAACCACUUUGUUAGUGGUAUCUGGUGGUUUGCUUGUUACUGUUGAUGGACCUCAUGGCAAGCAUGUUGAAGAAGUAUUAGAGUAUGUCCGAUAUGGCUUGUGGUGGAUAGCACUUGGUGUUGCAUCUUCUAUUGGUCUUGGAUCUGGUCUCCAUACUUUCGUUCUCUAUUUGGGUCCGCACAUUGCUUUGUUCACUCUAAAAGCAACGCUAUGUGGUCGAGUUGAUCUAAAAUCUGCACCAUAUGAUACAAUACAGUUGAAAAGGGUUCCUUCAUGGCUUGAUAAAUCUUGUUCGGAAUUCGGUCCUCCUUUAAUGAUAUCAGCUGCUGGAUCGCGUGUGCCUCUUACCAGCAUAUUGCCACAAGUCCAGUUGGAGGCAAUCUUAUGGGGUAUUGGGACGGCUCUUGGGGAGCUUCCUCCAUAUUUCAUCUCAAGGGCAGCUAGUAUAUCUGGGAGCACAGUGGAUGGAAUGGAAGAAUUAGAUGGUUCCUCCACUGAAGAUAGCGGAUUUAUGGCAACUCACCUGAACCGUGUUAAGCGUUGGUUAUUAACCCAUUCACAGCACUUGAACUUCUUCACUGUCUUGGUUCUUGCUUCGGUUCCAAAUCCUUUGUUUGACCUCGCUGGAAUAAUGUGUGGACAAUUUGGCAUUCCGUUUUGGGAAUUCUUCCUGGCGACCUUAAUCGGAAAGGCGAUCAUCAAAACUCAUAUACAGACGAUAUUUAUCAUCUGCGUUUGUAAUAACCAACUGCUUGACUGGAUGGAGAACGAACUGAUCUGGAUACUUAGCCAUGUCCCGGGAUUGGCUUCUAUGUUGCCUGGACUCACAGCCAAACUCCACGCCAUGAAAGAAAAGUAUAUUGAUGCACCAUCUCCUGUUCCAUCUCACAUCAAGGUGAAAAAGUGGGAUUUUUCGUUUGCAUCGAUCUGGAACGGGAUAGUAUGGCUCAUGCUCCUCAACUUUUUCGUGAAGAUUGUGACAGCAACUGCACAGAGACACUUGAAGAAGAAGCAAGAGAAAGAAAUGGCUACUUUGACUCAUUCAGAUUGAUAAAAUCUCCCACAAUCUUUCUUCCUCAUGCUCCAACAUCAAAACAGACACUAUCCAGAUUUGAGUUGAAGGGCCAACAAACAAAAAAUGUCUUCUCAUCUUCUCAUCUUGUCACAUUGAUUCCGGUGGGACUGUUCUGUGUAGGAAAUUGGGAUUAUGAGAUUGCAGGAGGUUUAUUUUUGUUCCUGUGAUUCCAUAGAGAAGGUUCUGUAGGAACAAGUACUCAGAAAAGAAAAACGCAUUAAUUGCUAAUUUGGUACUGUUACCAAAUUAAAUCUAGUGUAAGCUUAUUUUGUUCUAUGCUUAGUUCCAAUUAUUUGUUAUUUUUUUUCACUGUUAAUAUGAGCAAAUGAGUCUACCAAAU
Messenger RNA from Arabidopsis thaliana (thale cress), 2107 nucleotides. It is a transcript of the gene KMS1, whose product is annotated as SNARE associated Golgi protein family. Lineage: Eukaryota; Viridiplantae; Streptophyta; Magnoliopsida; Brassicales; Brassicaceae. The transcript has 8 exons. Gene Ontology annotation, biological process: plasma membrane phospholipid scrambling. The record is from RefSeq and is marked reviewed. Gene Ontology annotation, cellular component: endoplasmic reticulum membrane. The coding region runs from base 493 to 1743 and encodes 416 amino acids.